Peronospora matthiolae is the source of this 408-nucleotide messenger RNA. The record is from the annotation of a GenBank genome assembly. Lineage: Eukaryota; Oomycota; Peronosporomycetes; Peronosporales; Peronosporaceae.
AUGACGCACCGUCUGCACCAGUUCAAUAUGGAGAGCGUUUCGACUAUGGCCAAGCAUCUGGACGAUUUUGACGAGCUUAUCGUCGGAUUGCAGACACUGGGAGAGCCCGUCGAUGAAGCUCGACAGCUGGUAGUGCUAUUAAGCAGCCUUCCUUCUGAGUACGAAUUAAUUCCAGCAAUCGUGGAGAACGCCAAGGAUGUGUCUCUGAUCGAGGUGAAAGAGAAGUUGCUCAAGGAAUACGAGCGACUAGAAGAGAAGGACACCACCAUGGAGAAAGCGUUUCGAGCUAACGGGAAUGCUGGAAGGUUCAAGGGGGCCGAGGACACGGUCGAAAGGGGAUCUCUUCAAGAAAGAAUGGUGGUGGAUACAAUGGAAAGUGGUUUGAGUGUGGCCAAUUUGGUCAUAUGA